UAACCUCCCAAGUGGAUACACUCCUCCAGAAGUGUCCACUCCACAUUUUAACGUUCGCCGGGCUAAAGAAACUGAUGAUUAUGUGAUUUUAGUGGACAGUUCUUGGAAUGUACAGUACACGGUUGGAAAAGAGGAAGUUCAAAGAAUUAUCAACAGAAUUAUUUUAGAAUUUCUUCCUGACAACGCCACAGCGAGCCUACUUGUUUAUUCCAAAGAACUAAAAAGUUUGGUAGAGAAUAUCAAAUUGGACGAGUUUAGCAACAGAAAAAACUUGGUAGAAAGCCUUGAAACAGAAUUGAACUCCACUAAUAUAGAAGAUGGUCAAGCUCUCGGGAAAGCGUUAUUCAAAAUUACCCAGAUGGAAAAUCGUGAGGGAGUUAGUGUCGUCCUUUUAACCAAUGGAGAUGAAGAUAUGACUCCUUUUGUGACAUCCCAUUCCGUUAAGGCAGCCAUAGUGAAUUCUGGGAUACGAAUCAACACCCUACUUUUUGGAAGCCAACAUAAAAAUAAGAUACAGGAUCUGGCUUCUAUAACAGGGGGAAAAUUGUUUAUUGUAGAGACAAAAAAGUGGGAUUUCAACAUGGCUUCCUUGGUAUCUGCAGCUGUCUUACAGGCUCUAGUGUCUACCAGUAAUCAGGAAGAAUACACUCAUCAGAAAAGGCACUCUUGUUUGAAUUUGAAGACACGGGGACAACAGUCGUCGUCUUCAAACAACCACCGACUCUGGGCAGAAAUUGGUAAAUGGGAAAUUAUUCCUCUAAGUACAUUUCUUCAAACUCAAAUUAUUCUGAUCAGAGCUUAUGUUACUACAAAGUCUGACAUCUUUGCUCUUGAAGGCUGGACAAUCACUUCAAAAGAUGAUAUUCCUAGAAUAUCAAUAUUUGCGAAUCUGAAAGACCGAAGUAACGUCAUAACUGGACAAAAAAUGAACGCUACUGUCUAUUGCCCAGGAAAUAAAGUGCAGUUCGUAGCAUUACGAGAUGAUGGACUAGGGGCUGAUCUAAGCGCAAAUGACGGUGUUCAUUCAGGCCAUUUUACCGAUUUCCAAGGAAAUGGUUCUUAUCACGUGGAAGUGGCUGUUUUGGUGGAAGACGGAGAUUUUGUAAAAUCCCUUCUGAAAGAGCGUAUACAAAACAUUCCUGAACCCCAAGUGAUAACAACUCCACCGAAACGUUACCGAAACAAACAUUCGCUCCGUAUUCAACGGUCUUGCUACGCUGGAUCUUUCUAUCUGAAGCACAACUUGCACAGUAGUAAAGGGAAUUCAUUUCCCCCCAGCCGAGUGUCAGACCUGCAAGUAACGAAAGUUCAACAAAACCAAAGUACAUUAAAUGUGACAUUACAGUGGACAGCACCCGGCGGAAAACUAGAUACUGGUCAAGUUGCAUAUUACAAUUUUCGAAGAAGUUUCAACAUGUCAACUUUAAGAACCAAUUUUCACUCUGCGGAUAAUCUAACAAAAGACCAUUUAGUAGGUGGAGAGCUAGAACCGAAGGAACGUGGACAGAAACAGUCGGCUGUUUUUCAAAUACUGGUUGUUCCUUACGAUUAUCAGGAAAUGUUUAUAUCCAUGAAAUCACUCAAUGACGAAAAAAACGAGUCUCCUACCUCCAACAUCGUACCAGUGUACUUCGAAGUUACACCACCAGAGACCACAACAACCGAGUUCAUAGAUAUAACUUCCACCGAAUCUACAACAUCAGAAAAUACCGAUGCUUCGACGACAACCACCAUAGUCACAACAAAUGAGAUAACAGAAGAAAACGUUGUCGGGCUAAACCUUCCAGUUAUUUUACUCGUAUCUGUGUUUGGAAGCCUUUCACUGCUUUCUUUAAUUCUUAUUAGCAUUUUCGUUCUGAGAGUGAGAAAACGAAAAUUGUCUGAACCAAUUAGACACGAACCGCGCUUUGAAUCGCCCAGAGAAACAACGCCUUGAAUAGAUGAACUUAACGCAGUUGAAACUGCUUAGUUCAGAGUGACAUCUGGAGAGAAAGUUUUGAAGUACUAAUUUAAAAGAAAAAUUAUGAUAUUUCAGAAAAUUUCGAUAUUUUUAUCUGUGCUACUUUUGUUGAUUAGUUCAUCAAGUUUCUCUUCAGGUGGCGCUUUGUUAGUUCAUCAUGAAAACUCUGAAUUAACGAGUUAUUUAGUUUCUACCUUAUUAGUAAAAUGUUAACCUGACCUCCAAAAAUUAAAAAUUGAAAGAAUAUAAAUUAAUGAGACAAAUAAUUGACUCGAAAAGCACAGACGCUUAGUAUUGUUUUAUAAAUGGAAAAUAAUAGACGAACUGGAAAUCUUACAAUCUUAAAUGAAAGUGAUUACAGAUGAUUAAUUUAAACAGUUGUUGUUUGAAAUAAAUGAAAUA
Messenger RNA from Limulus polyphemus (Atlantic horseshoe crab), 2362 nucleotides. Its product is annotated as calcium-activated chloride channel regulator 1-like. The annotation marks the transcript as partial. The transcript is spliced from 8 exons. Lineage: Eukaryota; Metazoa; Arthropoda; Merostomata; Xiphosura; Limulidae. The record is from RefSeq and is a predicted model, not a curated record.